Messenger RNA from Symbiodinium pilosum, 900 nucleotides. The record is from the annotation of a GenBank genome assembly. NCBI's taxonomy places the organism in Eukaryota, Dinophyceae, Suessiales, Symbiodiniaceae.
GACAUGCGUAGUGUGACGGCAUGGAUUUUGACAGCCGGUAUCGGAAGCUGCGCUGGCUUCCCCAGAGGUUCUCGGACAGUGUAUGACGGCUUCGCUGUAUCUUACCCUUGCAACUCAACGAUCUGUGAUGGGUACAUGGUCCAUCGAUCAUGUAGUGCCGAGAGACCGUGUCCUGCUGUAGUCAUCAUUCAGGACUGGACCGGGAUGGAUGACUACGAGAUGGAGCGGGCGCGCAUGCUGGCUGAGUUAGGCUAUGUAGGCUUUGCAGCUGAUAUCUAUGGCCGUGGCACCCCUGUAGAAGAUCGAUCAGAUUGGGCUGCUGCAGCGGGGCGACACCGAGGGGAUCCAACCCUUUACAUGUCGAAGAUCAACGCAGCACUGAACGAGGUGAAGUCGUAUGGUUUCGUUGACAGUUCGAAGGUGGCAGUCAUUGGGUAUUGUUUUGGCGGCACAGGAGUUGUCAACAUGGCAAUUCUUGGCGCUGACGUGCUUGGAGUUGUAGGCUAUCACUCCGGCAUCCAGCCGAGUCGCCGAGUGGUUCGAGAUAACAGCUCAGGCCCAGUGGUGGCUAAGGUUCUUUUGCACUCUGGAGUCCAGGAUGAUCUGGCCAGUGACAUAGCUUUGCUGGAGAAUGAAUUUGAGGAUGCCAAUGCCACGUUCGAGAUCGUGCGUUAUGGUUCCAAUGUGCUCCACACAUUUACAAACUGGUACGCAAAUGAUCCUGGCACUGCCAUGUAUAACCAUCGCGCGGAUGUGAGGUCUUGGGAGAGCACCAAGCUAUUCUUGUCGGAGCUCUUUGAAGGACUUUCAAUGCCCGAGCGUGCAACAGACACUGCGGCCACUGCUCGCCAGCAAGAGGUGCCUGAGAUUGAUGGCAGUUUGCUUCCAGAAAAGGCUUGA